Molecule: messenger RNA, 6891 nt
Organism: Choloepus didactylus (southern two-toed sloth)
Lineage: Eukaryota; Metazoa; Chordata; Mammalia; Pilosa; Megalonychidae
Gene: ANAPC1
Product: anaphase promoting complex subunit 1
Exons: 48
Coding region: 538-6372 (1944 amino acids)
Biological process (GO): protein K11-linked ubiquitination; metaphase/anaphase transition of mitotic cell cycle; anaphase-promoting complex-dependent catabolic process
Cellular component (GO): anaphase-promoting complex
Molecular function (GO): molecular adaptor activity
Source: RefSeq, a predicted model, not a curated record
CCCCAGACCUCCCAGAUAUGAAUAAAGACUUUUCAUCUAACUCCCUAGACACCUGGAGACACCCUUCCUAGGUGUCACCUAGUUCCUGAAGAAAACAGGAAAUGACUAAAUUACUGAAGUUCUCCAAACCUGUUACAUGUUAAGUAAAAUAAUUAACUCUCUUUUUCUCUAGUGGAUUUAGCCAGUUUAAGAAUCACUGGAAGCUAACCCCAAACCUUCUAGAUAUAGAUAAGCGUUUUGUCUAUCAGUCUUAUUGGAUGUUAAUUAAAUGAUUAUCUCUUUUUGCCUCUGAACCUGCAUAAAAACCAACUGAAGGAACGCUUUGGGGAGGCAGAUUUGGGAAAGCUUCCCCUGACUCCUGCCAUCAUAAGUAAACCUUUUUUCCUUCUCAGCCUGGUUUGGUGUGACUUCUAUUGGCCACGCCAAGCGACGAACCCAGAUUUGGGAAGUGCCCCUUCUGCAGUUUUGGCACCCAACGUGGGGCACAACGUUGUGGAUUCCUGGGCUCCCGAGAAAUAAUGUUGAUAUUUGGAACCCAUGUCGAACUUCUAUGAAGAAAGGGCAACGAUGAUUGCAGCCAGGGAUUUGCAGGAAUUUGUUCCUUUUGGUCGAGACCACUGCAAGCACCACCCUAACGCAUUGAACCUUCAGCUUCGCCAACUGCAGCCGGCCUCUGAGUUGUGGUCUUCCGAUGGUGCUGCUGGCUUGGUGGGAUCCCUUCAGGAGGUUACCAUCCACGAGAAACAGAAGGAAAGUUGGCAGUUAAGGAGAGGCAUGAGUGAAAUUGGAGAAGACGUCGACUAUGAUGAGGAACUCUAUGUGGCUGGGAAUAUGGUGAUCUGGAGCAAAGGGAGUAAGAGCCAGGCCAUGGCAGUUUAUAAGGCAUUUACAGUUGACAGUCCUGUUCAGCAGGCAUUGUGGUGUGACUUCAUUACAUCACAGGAUAAAUCUGAAAAGUCCUACAGUAGUGAUGAAGUAGAAAAAUGCAUAUGCAUAUUACAAAGCUCAUGUAUUAACAUGCAUAGCAUAGAAGGAAAGGAUUACAUAGCUUCUUUACCUUUUCAGGUUGCAAAUGUUUGGCCCACCAGGUACGGCUUGUUGUUUGAACGCAGCGGUUCCCCACAUGAGGCACCCCCAGGUCUUCCCAGAGAGCCCUUACCCACUAUGUUCAGCAUGCUGCACCCACUGGAUGAAAUAACUCCACUUGUUUGCAAAUCUGGAAGUCUUUUUGGUUCAUCACGGGUGCAAUAUGUUGUAGAUCAUGCAAUGAAAAUUGUUUUCCUCAGUACUGACCCCUCCAUAAUAAUGACCUAUGACACCGUUCAAAGUCUGCAUUCUGUGUGGCUUCUCCGGAGAGUCAAAUCAGAGGAAGAGAAUGUUGUUCUGAAGUUCUCCGAACAUGGGGGAACCCCACAGAAUGUGGCCACGAGCAGCUCCCUGACAGCUCACCUCCGAAGCCUCUCCAAAGGAGACUCCCCUGUGACGUCCCCAUUUCAGAAUUACUCGUCUGUGCACAGCCAGAGCCGCUCAGCCUCAUCGCCGAGCCUGCACUCUCGCUCGCCCUCCAUCUCCAACAUGGCAGCUCUGAGUCGUGCCCAUUCUCCUGCCUUAGGGGCGCAUUCCUUUGCAGGGGUGCAGAGGUUCAGCCUUUCAAGUCAUAAUCAGUCUCCAAAGAGACUCAGUGUUCCUCAUUCUCCAGGUAGCACCUCUGGUGACUCCUUUCUUGCACCUGAAACAGAGCCAAUUGUUCCUGAACUUUGUAUUGACCAUCUGUGGACAGAAACGAUUACUAAUACAAGAGAGAAAAACUCGCAGGCCUCAAAAGUGUUUGUUACAUCCGACCUAUGUGGGCAAAAGUUCUUGUGUUUUUUAGUAGAGUCCCAGCUCCAGUUACGCUGUGUAAAGUUUCAAGAGAGUAACGAUAAAACCCAGCUUAUCUUUGGCGCUGUCACCAGCAUACAGGCAAAAGAUGCAGCCCCGGUGGAGAAAAUAGACACCAUGCUGGUCCUGGAAGGCAGUGGAAACCUGGUGCUAUACACAGGGGUGGUUCGGGUGGGAAAGGUUUUUAUCCCUGGGCUGCCAGCGCCUUCCCUGACAGUGUCCGGCGCGAUGCCGCGGCCCAGCACGCCACUUGACAGCGCCAGUACGCCCAAGACUCUGGGCAAGCUGCCAGGGUCCUUGGAUGAGGUUGUUCUAUUGUCUCCAGUCCCAGAACUGAGGGAUUCUUCAAAACUUCACGAUUCUCUCUAUAAUGAGGACUGUACUUUCCAGCAGCUCGGAACUUACAUUCAUUCCAUCAGGGAUCCUGUCCAUAACAGACUAACUCUAGAGCUGAGUAAUGGCUCCAUGGUCAGGAUCACGAUUCCUGAGAUUGCCACCUCUGAGUUAGUACAAACGUGUUUGCAAGCAAUUAAGUUUAUCCUGCCAAAAGAAGUAGCAGUGCAGCUGCUGGUCAAGUGGUACAGUGUCCACAGUGCCCCUGGGGGACCUGGCUCUCACUCCGAGUGGAAUUUAUUUGUGACUUGUCUCAUGAACAUGAUGGGUUAUAACACAGACCGGUUGGCAUGGACCCGAAAGUUUGACUUCGAGGGAUCACUUUCCCCUGUCAUUGCGCCCAAAAAGGCAAGGCCUUCUGAGACUGGAUCUGAUGACGACUGGGAAUACUUGCUGAAUUCAGACUACCACCAGCAUUUCGAGUCCCAUCUUUUGACGCGCUCUCUGUGUCUGGACCCUUUGGAAGUCUCCCAGCUGAGAGAUGAAGGCUGUGCACAGAACCUGAGUCUGGAUUCUUCUACUCUUCUCUUCACUCACACACCUGCAGUUUUCUUUGUUCUUCACCUUGUCUAUGAGGAGCUGAAGUUGAAUACUCUAAUGGGAGAAGGAAUUCGCUCACUUGUUGAUCUUCUUGUUCAGUUGGCAAGGGACUUGAGAUUGGAGCCUUAUGUAGAUCAUUACUAUAGAGACUUCCCAACAGUUGUGAGAGCUACUGGGCAAGUGUGCACAGUUGAUCAGGGUCAAACAGGAUUCAUGCAUCAUCCAUCGUUUUUCACGUCUGAGCCACCCAGUAUUUGUCAGUGGGUGAGUUGCUGUCUGAGGGGUGAAGGAGUGCCGCCCUACCCGUACCUCCCUGGGGUCUGCGAGAGAAGCAGACUCGUGGUCUUGAGUAUUGCGCUCUACAUCCUUGGGGACGAGAGCUCUGUUUCUGAUGAAGCCCCACGGUAUUUAUCCAGAAUAACUGUAGCCCCUCAGAAGUCACAAGCAGAGCGAGAGGAAAACAGAUUUUGUUUCAGGCACUCUGCUACAGUUUCCAGUCUAGCGGAAAGAUUAGUUGUCUGGAUGACUAACGCGGGAUUCACUUUAAGGGACUUGGAGACUCUUCCCUUUGGAAUUGCUCUUCCCAUCAGAGAUGCAAUUCAUCACUGCCGUGAGCAGCCUGCCUCCGACUGGCCAGAAGCCGUCUGCCUUCUGAUUGGCCGCCAGGAUCUCUCCAAGCAGGCCUGCGAGGGGAACCUGCCCAGAGGGAGAUCUGUGCUCUCCUCAGAUGCUCCUUCAGGGACAGACGCUGAGGAGGAGGAGGAUGGCAUGGGUGACCUCUGCCAGGAGGUCACAUCCCUGCUGUGGAGCGAGGACCUGCGGGUGCAGGACGUGCGUCGGCUCCUGCAGAGCGCGCGCCCUGUGCGUGUCAACGUCGUGCAGUACCCGGAGCUCAGCGACCACGAGUUCAUCGAGGAGAAGGAGAACAGAUUGCUCCAAUUGUGUCAGCGAACCAUGGCCCUUCCAGUAGGACGAGGAAUGUUUACCUUGUUUUCAUACCAUCCUGUUCCGACAGAGCCAUUGCCUAUUCCUAAACUGAAUCUGACUGGGCGGGCCCCUCCCCGGAACACCACCGUGGACCUGCACAGCGGCAACAUCGACGUGCCGCCCAACAUGGCGAGCUGGGCCAGCUUCCAUAACGGUGUGGCCGCCGGCCUGAAGAUAGCCCCGGCCUCCCAGAUCGACUCUGCCUGGAUCGUCUACAACAAGCCCAAGCAUGCCGAGCUGGCCAACGAGUAUGCCGGCUUCCUCAUGGCCCUGGGCCUGAACGGACACCUCACCAAGCUGGCCACUCUCAACAUCCACGACUACCUGACCAAGGGCCAUGAAAUGACAAGCAUUGGGCUGCUCCUUGGUGUUUCUGCCGCCAAGCUGGGCACCAUGGAUAUGUCAGUCACUCGGCUGCUGAGCAUUCACAUCCCGGCGCUCCUGCCACCGACGUCCACAGAGCUGGAUGUGCCCCACAACGUCCAGGUGGCCGCGGUGGUGGGCAUUGGCCUCGUGUACCAAGGCACCGCACACAGGCACACUGCGGAGGUCCUGCUGGCCGAGAUAGGGCGGCCUCCCGGCCCUGAGAUGGAGUACUGCACCGACAGAGAGUCAUCCUCGCUGGCUGCCGGCCUGGCCCUGGGCAUGGUUUGCUUGGGGCACGGCAGUAAUUUGAUAGGUAUGUCGGAUCUCAACGUGCCUGAGCAGCUUUACCAGUACAUGGUCGGGGGUCACAGGCGCUUCCAAGCAGGAAUGCACAGAGAGAAACAUAAAUCUCCAAGUUACCAAAUCAAAGAAGGAGAUGCCAUAAACGUGGAUGUGACGUGUCCCGGUGCCACGCUAGCGCUGGCCAUGAUCUACCUGAAGACCAACAACAGGUCCAUUGCCGACUGGCUCCGCGCCCCUGACACCAUGUACCUGCUGGACUUCGUGAAGCCAGAAUUUCUCUUGCUUAGGACACUUGCUCGAUGCCUGAUUUUGUGGGAUGAUAUUUUACCGGAUUCAAAGUGGGUCGAUAGCAAUGUUCCUCAAAUUAUAAGAGAAAAUAGUAUCUCUCUUAGUGAAAUUGAAUUGCCUUGCUCAGAGGAUUUGAAUUUGGAAACUUUGUCGCAAGCACACGUCUACAUAAUUGCAGGAGCCUGUUUGUCUCUGGGUUUUCGAUUUGCUGGCUCAGAAAACUUAUCAGCAUUUAACUGUUUGCAUAAAUUUGCAAAAGAUUUUAUGACUUAUUUGUCUGCACCUAAUGCUUCUGUAACAGGCCUUUACAACCUAGAAGCUUGCCUGAGUGUGGUGCUGCUGUCUCUUGCCAUGGUAAUGGCUGGCUCAGGGAAUCUGAAAGUUUUGCAGCUUUGUCGUUUCUUGCACAUGAAAACAGGUGGUGAAAUGAACUAUGGUUUCCACUUGGCCCACCACAUGGCCCUUGGACUUCUAUUUUUGGGAGGAGGAAGGUACUCUCUGAGCACAUCCGACUCCUCCAUAGCUGCGCUCCUGUGCGCCCUGUACCCACACUUCCCCGCGCACAGCACCGACAACCGGUACCAUCUCCAGGCCCUCCGCCACCUGUACGUGCUGGCUGCAGAACCAAGGCUCCUCGUGCCUGUGGACGUGGACACAAACACACCCUGCUACGCACUCUUAGAGGUUACCUACAAGGGCACUCAGUGGUAUGAACAAACCAAAGAAGAACUGAUGGCUCCGACUCUUCUUCCGGAGCUCCACCUCCUGAAGCAGAUUAAAGUUAAAGGCCCACGAUACUGGGAACUGCUCAUAGAUUUAAGCAAGGGAACCCAACAGUUGAAAUCAAUCCUCUCCAAGGAUGGCGUGUUGUAUGUGAAGCUCAGGGCCGGUCAGCUCUCCUACAAGGAGGACCCCAAGGGGUGGCAGAGCUUGUUGGCCCAGACGGUGGUUAACAGGAACUCUGAGGCGCGGGCUUUCAAGCCAGAAACUAUUUCAGCAUUCACUUCUGAUCCAGCCCUUCUGUCAUUUGCUGAGUAUUUCUGCAAACCAACUGUGAACAUGGGUCAGAAACAGGAGAUUCUGGACCUCUUUUCGUCGGUGCUCUAUGAGUGCGUUACUCAGGAGACCCCCGAGAUGUUGCCUGCCUGCAUAGCAAUGGAUCAGGCUAUCAGAAGACUAGGAAGGAGAGAAAUGUCGGAAACCUCUGAACUGUGGCAGAUAAAGUUGGUGCUUGAGUUUUUCAGCUCCAGGAGCCAUCAGGAGCGGCUGCAGAACCACCCCAAGCGAGGGCUCUUUAUGAACUCCGAAUUCCUCCCUGUAGUGAAGUGCACGAUCGAUAGCACCCUGGACCAGUGGCUGCAAGCUGGGGGAGAUGAGUGUGUGCGCGCCUACCUCAGCGGGCAGCCCCUGGAGGACGCGCAGCGGAGCACACUGGCCUGCUUCCUGGUGUUCCACGCCGUGCCAGCUCCGUGGCACCUGCCACCCGGAGGACAAGAAGGGAGCUCAAGCUUUGCUGACCUGCUCUUCAGGUUCAGACGGCGGAACAUGCCGGUGCAGGCCCUGCUCAGGCUGGCGCCGCUGCUGCUCGGGAACCCGCAGCCCAUGGUCCUGUGACCCCGCGGCCCUCAGACCAUGCAGCCCGUGGUCCCGUGACCCCAGGGCCCUGUGACCCUGCGGCCCUCUGACCGUGCAGCCCGUGAUCCCGUGACCAUGCAGCCCACGGUCCCGUGACCCCAUGGCCCACGGUCCUGUGACCCCGUGGCCUAUGGCCCUAUGACCUUGUAGCCUGUGGUCCUGUGACCCCGCAGCCCACGGCCCUGUGACCUUGCAGCCCACGGCCCUGUGACCCUGCAGCCCAUGCAGCCUGCGGCCCCGACCCCAUGGCCCUGUGACUAUCCUGGAGGCCCCUGCCCCGAGAAGCGACUCUGCACAGUGAGCGGCCGAGCAUCAAAGCUGAAGUGUUGUUGUAUGUUUUACAAUACAGUGAGGGAAAGAGAGAGGCAUGGACCUCAUGUGUUUAAAGCGUACAUGUUUUAAGGUUUCCAAAAAAUGUUACUGUCAGUGUUCACGUUACAUGCUAUGUAAAACUGAGGUAAAAGUUACUUUUAUAAAUAAAUUUUUUUGUUUUCAAAA